Molecule: messenger RNA, 2931 nt
Organism: Symbiodinium pilosum
Lineage: Eukaryota; Dinophyceae; Suessiales; Symbiodiniaceae
Source: the annotation of a GenBank genome assembly
AUGGCUUAUUGCUUGAUGGUCCUCAAGAGGUUGGCCCCUGUGCACUGUCUGCAGUGCGUGCAGAACGCGGCAGAGGCUUGGGGCCGGCAGCUGACUCGCGCCGAUCCCCUCGGACCUGGGCAAGUUCGCCUCUCCAAGAUGCAAGUGAUCUCCGUGUCUUUGUCUUCGAAAGGACCGGUCGUGCGAGAGGAGGUUGCCAUUGCCUUGGACAGCGGAGUGGUGGCACAGGUGCUGGAGGGGUGGAGCUCCCAAUUUGCAGCAUGGAGAAAAUCAGAUGACCACGUUGUCAGGCAGCUGAAGGGCCACAUCAGUGAGCUGGAGGAUGCCAACCGUUCUUUGAUCAGCUUCCUGAACGAGUACAUCACGACUUCGGAGUUCGCGAGGUUCAGGGAGGCUAUGAACAAGUACUCCAAUCUUGUCGACGAGCUUUCGGACUCGCGUCAAGGUCAUGAGUCCGUUCUUCUCUCCGCAGUCGAACAUGUCGUGGAAAAGGCCGUGAAAGCUGCCACAAGCAACAUCGCACAGUUGAUUGAGGAGAAGAUGGCGCAGCAAGUCACCAGGUAUGCCACAGACCAGCAGCGUCAAAUUGACACGGUCCUGGAAAGCGUUCAAACCUAUGCGAACCAGGUUUCGCAACAGUUCAAGAACCAAGACGUGGUUCUUCAAGAGAAGCUGGGCUCUGUCAUGCAUGACAUCGGCAGUGAAAUGCAAGAGCGCAUGCAAAAAUCAGCAGAUGAGAUUAACGUUUCGACGCUCAAAGCAGCGAAAGAAGGAGCAGAUCGGAUGAAGAUGGUAACAAUCGGGGAGCAUGAGAAGCAGAUGACCUACAUGCAGCGGCUUUUUGUUGGAAACGAUGCGGAGCUGGAUGAGGACGACGAGGGCUUACGACCGAUGCUGCUCAACUUCAGGGAGCUCCUGUUUCAGGGAGUGUCCACCAAGCAGCAAGCAGAGAACUGGCGCAAGGUUUCCGAGAGGGCUGAACAGGACAUGCAGGCAGCUCAACAGGAGCUGGAGCAAUGUCAAGCUACGUCCAGUGAGCUGCAGCAGAAGCUUACGGAAGCUGAGGAGAAACUCGACACGCAAGGCAGCGAGCUGAGCCUGGCGAAGGUCUCCUUGGCAAAGCCCUGGCCAUGGACAAAAUAUGUGGGCUACAUGGAUGAGAUUGUUUCCCGUGGUCGAGUGAAAGUGAACAUCUACGAGGAGUGGGUUGAAGUUACCGCCGGCAUGGGCUUCGCGCCCCGAAAGCAAAAUCAGCAGCCAACAGCGGAGUGGAUGGAUCCGGUCUUGGCAGAUGCGGCCCUGUCAGAUGCGCUGGAGCUCUUGCACUGCUUUGGGGAAGUGCCCAUUUCUAUUGAGAGCCAUGUCAAAAGCGCGAAGGGCAAAGCAGACUUUUGGGAAGCGAUUGCGGCCAAUCGAGCAGAGCUGGUCAGGGAUUCCUUGGAAGAGAAGGGCAUCGCGUUUCGACAGAUGUCAGCUGCCGGCUUGUAUGGCAAGGCGGGGCUUGAUAGGACUCAGCAGAUGCCGGGGGGUAAUGGAAUCUAUGUUGUGGGACGGGCUGCGCAGAUCCCUGCCUACUUGUUCGACAACCAAGGCAAGCCCAUGCAGCCACCUGGGUCCGCUGCCUUCAACGGCGGAGCCGCCUUGCCUGACAAGCAGCAAUUUGUGGACGAGUGGCUGACUGCGCUGGCCCAUCCCAAUGUGUGCAUCAACGAAAUGGCAGACGUGCAGCGUCUGGAUCAAGAGGACAUUGCAGUUUUGCCAGUCCCUCCCUUGGUGAAAGGUGUUUUCCGCGAUAUCCUCGCCUGCGAGGCUGAGAAACAUCGAGAACACACGGAGGUCUUGAAGGACACGCUAGCUCGCAGCGAGGAAUUUCUUGCACCGCUUCGCGAUCGCAAUAUGCAGCCACCCCUGGCAGAGUCCAAGUACUUUCAGGAUCAGAAGAAUUACAGACUGAUCCUUAAGAAAGAAGAAAUAGAGGCUGGUGUCCGGAUUGCGGCAAGACGGAUUGAGACCUGGUGCAAAGGAGAGCGCAUCGUAUUAGUGGCCAUCCUGAAGGGUGCUUUCAUGUUUCUCUCCGACCUGUGCAAGAAUCUGAUAAGACCUUACUCUGUUUACUUCAUCGAGGCCUCCUCGUACAAGGAGAAGCGCUCCCAGUCAGGUUCAGUCGAAAUCAGUGGACCAGAAGUUGCAAGCUCUAAGUUCUGCGACACCACGACCAAAGCGCCGCAUAAGGUGGUGCUCAUUGACGAGCUGCUGGACAACGGCAAAACCAUGCAGGAGAUGAAGCAGUUCUUUCUCUCCAGAUUGUCAGCUACACAUACCGAGAACGAUGUCUUGACUGUCUGUCUUUUCAGCAAAGAGCGCCAGCGAGAGUGGCCGGAGGCAGACAUCAUUGGGGUAAGAAAUCUGCCUGACUUGUGGCUUGUCGGCUACGGGCUGGAUGAUCGUGGAACAAAGCGUGGCUGGACGGAGCUGUUCGCUAUCCCCAAGGUCAAGAUCAUCGAUACUUUUGAUGUGGAUGAGGUGCAGCGGCUGUUGGAACACCUUGACGAGAACGCAAGCCUCACCGGGCAGAUGGUGUUUGCAGGCUUUGAACUCACGUAUUCCAACAAGCAGAAAUAUCGCGUCCAUGGAUUGGACUUCCAGGGGCCGCUACGAUUGAAAGGAGCCAAGGCUUCCCAGGCCAAAGCUGUCACCCGAGAUGACAUUCGAACGAUCCUGGCCUCUAUCCCGCGGGUCAAGGGAAAGUUCGAGCACGAACUGCAAUUUUCUUUCAUUCAGGAGAACGUGGCUUUGGUCCCGGAGGACGACAUCUUUGCUGGAAACAACCAGAUUUUUGCGGAGAUGCGCUGCCGGCUGCGAAGGCAAAUCCAAGCAGCAGCAGAGCGUUUCGGCGUGAAGGGCCUGGAGAAUGAGCGAGCCAGAAGUUAA